AGGAAAAACACAGCACUUAUUGUGUUUUCCUCUUCAAUUCCCCCAUUCGAAUAAACCUUCUUCUAUUAAUUUUUUUACUGCUGUGAGCAAAAUGGAGAAGCUAAGCAACUUUUAUGAGACCUCGAAACCCUACUUUGCCAUGAUCUCUUUACAGUUCGGCUAUGCUGGCAUGAACAUCAUCACUAAAGUGUCCCUAAACCGUGGCAUGAGCCACUACGUCCUUGUGGUUUAUCGUCACGCCAUCGCCACCGCGGUCAUCGCCCCCUUCGCCAUAUUUUUUGAGAGGAAAGCACAACCCAAGAUAACUUUCCCAGUUUUCAUGCAAAUAUUUACCCUGGCUCUUCUCGGUCCGGUGAUUGAUCAAAAUUUCUACUACGCUGGUUUGAAAUUUACGUCUCCAACUUUCUCAUGUGCAAUGAGUAACAUGCUUCCAGCAAUGACUUUUGUUAUGGCCGUCAUAUGUGGAAUGGAAAAGGUGGACAUGAAAAGACUGAGGUGCCAAGCAAAAGUAGUGGGAACAGCAGUGACCGUGGCUGGGGCAAUGUUGAUGACUUUAUACAAAGGUCCCAUAGUGGAGUUGGUAUGGUCUAAGCAUAUCCAACCUCGGAAAUCUUAUAUCACUGACACCACCGGAACUGCCGAGAAGCAUUGGUUCCUUGGCUCCAUCUUCCUUAUAAUUGCCACACUUGCCUGGGCUUCUCUCUUUGUUUUGCAAAACAAGGCGUUAAAGACGUACAAGAAUCACCAGCUUUCUCUUACAACGUUAGUGUGUUUUAUUGGAACUCUUCAAGCCGUUGCUGUCACCUUUGUUGCAGAACACAACCUUUCUGUGUGGAGAAUUGGCUGGGACAUGAAUUUACUUGCUGCUGCCUAUGCUGGAAUUGUUACAUCAAGCAUUUCAUACUAUGUUCAAGGAUUAGUGAUGAAGAAAAGAGGACCUGUGUUUGCUACAGCUUUUAGUCCAUUGAUGAUGAUCAUUGUGGCCAUCAUGGGCUCUUUUAUCCUGGCUGAGAAAAUUUUUCUUGGAAGUGUCCUCGGUGCCGUGUUGAUAGUCAUUGGCCUUUACUCAGUCCUAUGGGGAAAGCACAAAGAGGCAAUAGACAAUAAAGAGGAGAUACCAGAAGCUAUAAAGUAUCCACAUCAUCAUGUAAAUGGCACUAAUGGGAUUUCAGUGAUUGAAACUAAUGGAGAUGAACUUAAAAAGGGAAAUCAUUUGAUCAACAAUAAGCUUAUAAUUUCGUCAGUUGCCAUAAGUUUGCCUAUCCAAGAUCCAUCAACGAAAGCCAACCAUGUACCAAAGGCUUAAUCAAAAAUCAAGGAAAACUACAAUUAAUAUUUGAAUAUUAUGGGGAUGGGCUUUUUUGUCUUUUCAUCCUCGAGCUUUAUUGGUUUUCCUUUUUCCUUUUUCUCUCUUUUUAGAUAUAUAUCAUUUUAUAUUUUGGCUUUUGCACUAUGUUGUAUGUAAGCCAAUGUUAAGGAAGGAGUAAUUAAUGAAAUUAAUUAUGAUAAUUUGAAGACA
Messenger RNA from Humulus lupulus (European hop), 1519 nucleotides. RefSeq names its product WAT1-related protein At5g07050-like. Gene Ontology annotation, molecular function: transmembrane transporter activity. The coding region runs from base 92 to 1306 and encodes 404 amino acids. The transcript is spliced from 7 exons. Gene Ontology annotation, cellular component: plasma membrane. NCBI's taxonomy places the organism in Eukaryota, Viridiplantae, Streptophyta, Magnoliopsida, Rosales, Cannabaceae. The record is from RefSeq and is a predicted model, not a curated record.